Molecule: messenger RNA, 201 nt
Organism: Aphanomyces astaci
Lineage: Eukaryota; Oomycota; Saprolegniomycetes; Saprolegniales; Verrucalvaceae
Exons: 2
Coding region: 1-201 (66 amino acids)
Source: RefSeq, a predicted model, not a curated record
AUGCUGCACGACGCCCGUUCAAGUGCAGACUGUAUUGCAUCAGACGACGAACCACACACCCUGAACGACGUCGUGUCGCGGAAGAAGUGGACCCCAGUCGGACGGCAAAUCGAAUUCCCGAUGAAAAUCAACAACCUCGUCUAUUCGCCGUUGUGGCCAGGAAUGGACAACAUGGUAUUGCCGCGGACGUCGCACCACUAA